Messenger RNA from Colletotrichum orchidophilum, 1746 nucleotides. RefSeq lists its product as uncharacterized. The transcript is spliced from 4 exons. Bases 1 to 1746 code for a protein of 581 amino acids. Gene Ontology annotation, cellular component: perinuclear endoplasmic reticulum; endoplasmic reticulum membrane; cortical endoplasmic reticulum. Gene Ontology annotation, biological process: septin ring assembly; endoplasmic reticulum inheritance. NCBI's taxonomy places the organism in Eukaryota, Fungi, Ascomycota, Sordariomycetes, Glomerellales, Glomerellaceae. The record is from RefSeq and is a predicted model, not a curated record.
AUGCGAUUCUUCUUCCUUGCCGCGUCUCUGGCGUCCGUCGCUGGCAUGGUUCUCGCCAAGCCUGAGAAGAUCAGGGGCGUAACCGAUCCCGUCUACCACUUGUACCUCCAAGCCUAUCCAAAGGAUACGUCGAUCGCCGUCCUGGGACCCGAGUCGUCGGCGGGUUUCUUCAACAUCGCGGGGACCAUCCAGAGCGCCAACUCGAGCUCGUAUCUGAAUAUUGGCGGCGAUGCUACGUCGUAUAAGACUCUUCAGUUGAGCAACGCCUCCGGCACCAACGCGUGGGGCCUCGAGGGUGACACCAUCAUAACCACCCAGAGCAGUAGUUGGGGACGUCAAUUGAAUUUCUUGGUCUGCCAGCUGGAUGCAAGCUUUUGGCAGCUCUAUCUUCAAACAGGGAGCGAUGCGCCGAAUGCAAGCCAGCUCGUCGCGCCGAUGUGGUGGUUCCUCCGAAUCAUCACCAGUGCCAUCUUCCUGCUGAGCAUAGUCCUCUCUAUACCCGUCGCCUUUGAUGUCGGCGGUAGGGAUAGCGGACUGGCCUACAGUCUCGCCCUCUCCGGCUUCUAUUUUGUCUACUCAACCAUCGCCGUCGUAACCCCCGCAAAGUCGCGCGUCCGCUGGGCCAUAUCCGUCAUUCUCCGGCUCUCGCAGUGGGUUGUCAUUCCCGGACUGCUCAUCUGGGCCCUCAGCCGCUUCGCUGUCGACGCUGGAGCUACCAACUGGGUGGAGCGGACACUGCAAAGCAUCACGACCUCUAAAUCGACGUCAUGGGGUGAAUGGGUAUUUGGUGAGGGUGGUGUUAUUGAGACCAUAACCUUGGGUGGUUGGGAUAAGACGCUGCGGUACUCGAGUCCGGUCUUCCAGCUCCUCGAGGGAUUCUGCACUCUGCUUGUUAUCCAAGCUGCUGGGCAGAUCACCAAAUGGCUCGUUAACAGAGGACGAAGCGACACUUGGAUUAUUAUCCUGCUCGUUAUCUCCGGCAGCGUGCUUGCGAGUGCCGUUUACUUCCUCUGGCGUGUCGCUCACUUCCCUUGGAUCGACAACUCUGAUGCGAUUUUGAUCGGUGUUACUAUGACUUCAGCUUUCUUCCUCUGCGCGUAUGGAAUCGGCAGCGGGCGCGGCAACCCUGUCGAAUCGUCCCUUCUCUUCGCAUACGUCGUCCUCUGCGUCUAUCAAAUCUUCACCGACUACCUUCCUUCCGAAUCCACGGAGGCGGAUCAACAUCAGUCCUCGCAGCCCGACUUCCCGCCCUUGCCGCCCAUCAUUAUGGCAUCUUACUCGACCCUGCUUCACAUGCUCGGCUCCCUUCCCCAUGCCGUCCACUCGUCCCUCAGUCUUCUCUACGCGGCGUUUCAGACCAUUACUCCAUCUGUAAUCAUAUCGCUCGCCUUCAGACUCCUCGUCUUUUACUGCGCUACCCGCAUCAUUCCUGCCAUCCGCGAGUCAGGAGCGAGGGCUCUGAUGGAGGAACCGACUCUGGAAGAAUCAGACGCUGCCAACUGGCUUCUUGGGAUCAUCACCUACUUUUCGCCUUCGAUUCUUAUCGCCAUGUACACGAGCUUGCUCCUGCAGCACUUUUCAACAAAUGAUGGGCCAGAUGGGUGGACGCUUAGAGGAGGCGACCCCGGCGGUAACGUCUGGCGCUGGACAAAUGUAGCAGCAACAAUGACCCUGUACGCGAUCGAGUUGUACUUGGGCAACGAGGAUCACGAUGGUGGUCUGACAAAUCACUGGAAGAUGGAUUAA